Lepisosteus oculatus (spotted gar) is the source of this 6952-nucleotide messenger RNA. The record is from RefSeq and is a predicted model, not a curated record. NCBI's taxonomy places the organism in Eukaryota, Metazoa, Chordata, Actinopteri, Semionotiformes, Lepisosteidae.
UAAUUUUAUACUCUUGACUGACUUCUACAGUGGAAUUAGAAUUAGACUUGUGUGUCGCUUAUUUCCCCCUUUAUGAUAUUUACACAAGCUAAAUAAUCACAAUUAGCUCGUACGCAGAGUGCUAGGAAAAGCCAGUCAGACAUUAAACUGCACAGCAAUGCCAACAGGUGUUAAGUUUCGCUGCCGACCUCAAGAACAUGGCCUAUGUCUCUAGACAGCUUCUCCACGCUGUCGGAGUUAGAUGACAUCACACACCUGAGGAAAACCCGCCUUUUUGUAGUUUUCUUCUAUUGGCUUUUGAUCGGGACUUCCCCGUAUGGUAUUGGAGGCCAGUAAAGGCAAUCCGCUGAUGUCAUGGAGGGUGUUUGCCGGUGUUGCAGUGUGCAUUCCAAUGGGCAAAUGAUGUCAACAGUUGACGUUAGGGAAGCGAGAAAAAUAAAGACCGAGUAGAAGAAAGAGGGGAGAAAAUAAUAUUGAAAAAGAAAACUAGCGAAAAGGAAAUGAGAUUCGUCGCAGUGGCCUUCUAUGGCUGUCUUCUGGCACUGCUCGCUGUGGGACUCCGCGACCUGCUGUUGGGAUACGAGGAGAACAGAUGCAGCAUGACCUACAUGUUCGAGUAUCCCGAGUACCUGCGGAUUCAGCUGCCACACCGUGUGUCACAGAGGUAUCCAGGCUAUGGGCUCUACCUGUACGGGGAGGGGCUGUAUGCCCAGCACAGCCACAGCCUGAAGCUCAGCGGCGUGCCUGUGCUUUUCCUUCCCGGAAAUGCAGGCAGCUACAAGCAAGCCCGGUCCCUCGGUUCUAUCGCCCUCCGGAAAGCUGAGGACAUCGACAACGGGUUCCACCUGAAUGUGUUCACCAUCGACUUCAGCGAGGAGCUGGUGGCUCUGUACGGCGGCAGCCUGCAGAGGCAGACGCGCUUUGUCCACGAGAGCAUCAAGGCCAUUCUUCGGCUGUACAAAGACCAGGAAACCCCCCCACGCAGCGUGGCUGUGGUAGGGCACUCUAUGGGGGGCAUCGUGGCACGUGCCCUCUUCACGCUUCCCAAAUUCAGUCCUCACCUUGUCAGCCUCAUCCUCACUCAAGCCAGUCCGCACCAGGGCCCAGUCCUGCCCCUGGACCGCCACCUCCUGGAGUUCUAUUCCGCUGUCCGGCGUCGCUGGUCUUUGGGGACAGGGGAUUUGCGCAACGUGACUGUGCUGUCCGUGGGGGGUGGCUACCGGGACUAUCAGGUGCGCUCUGGCCUGACUGCUCUGCCUUGCCCUCCUAACGAUCCUAACAAGCUCUCACUGGUGAGCACUGCUGUGCCCAGGACCUGGGUAUCGACUGACCAUUUGUCUAUCGAACCUAGGGCCAGAUAUUUUAUUUUCCCUCUUUCAAGUCGUAGAAAAAGCCAUAGUCACUUCCACUGCCAGAACAGCAAUCUGGAGAUGACCAGCUGGCUGUUUGGCUGCACUCAGAGUAACGGCUCCAUGUGUCGGCAAGCUGUGGAUCUGUCCUGGGACACAGAACUGCUCCCAGCAUACAAGGUUGUGACAGUGAAGCUCAGUGACCUGUCCUCGUUCUCUCACCUGGUUCUCAGCGCGUCCAGCCUCAAUGGCGGUCAGUUCAGUGUGGAGUGUGAGUGGUUCAGCGAGGACUCCCGGACUGCCUCUGUCCCCGUCCCUCACAUCCUGUCCUUUGGUAUGUCCAUCCGUGAGGUAACCCUGAGCUCCCCUGCACUGUUCCACACUGUCGAGCUAUUGGAUUUCCACCAGGUUUACCAGGCUUUUAAAGUCACCAUUGAAAGCCAGUGCAAAGGGACCAGAGGCAGACUUCCCAGCGUGUACAGGCUGCAAGUUCCCUGGUUCCGAGAAGACUCCUUCACAGCUGCUAGCGUGCCUUCAGUGACUGAGAUAUUUGCCAAGCUGCACACAAGUCGCCCUGACAACUCCUCCAGCGCCAUCCUGCAGCUACACACGUCUCCAGACUGCCAGUACAAGGUGUCUGUCCAGACCUCUUUCUUCCAGGUGCUUGGACAGGUCCUGCGGUUCUGUGGUCCAGUCCUCCCUGUGUACAUGGCUGUCUGCAUCCUGCUGGCCUGCGAGGGACAGGUGUACUCGCUCAUCCACACAGGGCGCCCUGUGGAGCUGGCUGAGGCUCUGGGAGAAUCUACCCAGCUACACAGAGUGGAGCUCCUGGUCUCACUGCUGCACCUGCUACUCCGGCUGAGCUGGUUCCGGGCAGGCUGGUCUGCUCUGUGUCUGCCCCUGGUGGACACCUUACCCUUGACCGCUCUAGACCACGGUGUCCUGGAGAGCUCUGAGCCUCUGUCCCCAGCAGAGGGCUGGACACGGCUGGUCUCGCUCUUCCUGCUCUUGUUGGGCGCUGCUGUUGCAUUCUGGGGAGGAGCACUGUUCCGGCUGUCCCUUGAGCUGCUGUCAUGGAUCCUGAGCCCACUGCACAGACCUUCCAUCAUCCAAGACAAUGGGCACCCACUAACACGCUCACGGAUCAUCCUUAUCGUCACUCUGGGGCUGGUCGCCUGGGCAACCUGUGGAGCACUGGCCCUCGUGGCAGUAUACUUCCUGUACCUGUAUAAGGUGAUGAGGUUGCAGAUGUCUGAGCGAACACUGAAGCAUGUCCUCAAUCUGGCUCCCCGGGAGAAAGUCAGAGAAGCAGGGGGGAGUGCGGGGCAAGGGGAGGCUCAUCCAGCAGGGUCUAAUUCCCUCAUAACAGUCUCUGCCCUGGAGAAGGUGCAGGACAACCUGCAACUCCAUCUGAGCCUAUCUGUACUCCUAACGCUGCCCGUAAUGCUGAGUGCUCCCUCCCUGAUACACUGGUUGCGCAGCCUGCGGCACUCUCUGCAGCUCAACCCUGAUCCCUGCUGGCCAGUUGUUCUCCCUCUUAUCGUUUCUUCAACUAUUCUCAUGAACUCUAACACCCACACUCUGUGUUGCAGUAAGCUGCUGGCCGUGAUCUGCAGGCUGCAGUUGCCGGUGUGUGUCUCCAUGGUGACCUUCUCCCUGAUGCACCUCUACAGAGUGACCUACUUCCUGUCUCUGUCCCUUGCCCUGCAUGCUCUCUGUUGCCUCAUAUAGCACCUGUUAACCAGGGUGUGACCUGGGUCAUGUCUUUGAAAUGGGAGGGAGUUUGGGGUGAACAGCAGGCUGCAGGACAGCGAAGGAUAAUCUUGACAGAGAGGAAAAUAGGCAUUUUCUUGCCUCUCUGUGUGGCAACUUGUGGGUGUUCCCUAAAGGGUUGAUAUAUUCUGAUAUAUUUCACCAAGGAAACUUGCCACCCUUUCACACUGCAGGGUCAGUUAUCUGAGUAUCUGUACAGAGACAUCUUUAUAAUUAAUAAUAAUAAUUAUUAAUAUGAUUAUUGUUGUUUGGUUUGGUAGCUUUUAUUAUUACUACUGUUACUCUGCCUUUCAUACUACAUUCCAGGACUGCGUUUCUCAAAAGUGAUUGUAACUUGGUAUUUACAUUUUUUUCUUCACUUUUUUUUUGUCACUGUUCCUUUUCCCUGCUCUCCUCUUUCUCUCCCUCUGUUCAGUGACAGAGGAAGCUGUUGUCUGUGUUUGAAUUGUCGACUUUGAUUUUACUGUCAGCAGGUCUCCUCUAGGGGAGCAAGCUGAGCCUGUCUGUGUAUGUGGCCAAAUGCACUAAUUGUGUCAGGAGUUCGAUGUUGUGUGUGUGUGUUUGACAGUUUAGUUCCAGUUUUAGGAGUCUGUGUAUGUCUGCUACAGUAACAGGCACUGGCACUGCCGAUUUUCUGCAGGGAUUGGUGCAGUGUUGGGGCUGCACAGAACGAAAGCAGUACGCUGACAUUCAUCUGCAGCAAAGGAUCUGUCAUCAUUCAGCCUCAUCUUGCCUUAUACUAGACACCAGCCUGGAUACUUCUCUCCCUAACUCUUUGUCUUUCCUCCUGGAACAAUAGGAGACAGACUCUGUGAGGGAGAUGAGAAGAAAGAUAUGCCAAAAACAAAUUACAGAUUAAAAAGUGGGGAGUUCCUUCCCCAUGUUUUGACAAUCAGAUCUUCAAACCUGAAUGGUGUUCGUUCUGUGUACAACAUGAACAACACAUUGCCAGUAGAUGGCCUUGUUUGCAAAGUCUAUCCCCCGCUACUUUAUUCUUUUAUCAUUUUAAAUUGAUUAGUGCAAUGGGAUUUUACUCCGAGGCGUAUAUUGAUGUGUUUAUGUUGCUCUCAUUAGCACAACAUUUUAAAGUGUCAGAUCUUCUGUAGUUACAAAUACACCUUUCAUGGGGUGCUCACUCUCAAGAAGCACUCCAUCAAAUAAAAGGUAAACUGUGCAGAAUGAAUUCUGUUUAUGCUGUAAGGAUGUGCUGUGGUGGCCUUACAGAGAAAAUAGUUGGAAUCAGACGUUGAGGUUUCUGUAGCUGUCUGAGACCCGUGAUCAAAGGCAGAAGCCCUGUGGCUCUUCGAAGCUUCUAUAAUCAUAGGCAUUUACAGUCAGGAUGAAUUCCUUAAAAGGUGUUUAGUUGCCACACUCCCAUUGAGUCGCCCAACUCUCCCUAUGUUAAUUCUCCCACUAUUUUGUAUAUUGCAAAUGCUUCCCUACCUCUUACUCAGCCUUCCUGUUUCUUCCAGCAUCACUGCUCAAGUGGCCUGUAAAACUGUAAAGGAUAUUAAAAUGUUUUUUUUUAUCUUUCUUGGUUGGAGGAAGAGGUGGGUGCCGGGAGUAGACACCCGUGUCAUCCUAUGUUUUAUUGAAGCCUCAUCUGUGCCGCUGAAAGAGACACAGCCCUGAGUUUUAACUGAUAGUGGGGUUUGAUCCCCUUUUCCCUUGAGACGAUACACUGUCUGCAGCACAGUGAGAAGUUAUCUCCCUUGUCCUAUUGCAUUGAAAGGGAAUAGAUGAAGAUUACAGAAACAAGCAGACAAAACACAGGAUGACAAAACUAAGAUCAUUUUCUGUAUAUUUGUUUCAGUUAAAUACACUAAACCUCCCUCUCUCCAUCUCCGAUGGUACGUUGCCCAUUUUUAUGCUUCUUCAUGCUACCAGAACUAUAAUAAAAAGACACGCUGUAAAGAUGGCCAUCAGAGAGACGAGAUCUGCUAUUUAUAAUCCUGAGACCAAGUGAGCAUAAUGCAGUAUUUCCUCUCAGCCAUUGGUGGCCACUUCUUUGACACAGAGAGAGAAAGAGGCCAUAGGCAAGUGGACAGUGGGCUGGAAGUCCUGUACAGUCGCCCUGGUCUAUCCCUGACCGGUAUGGCUUCAGGUUGCCUUUCCCUGAUGUUGUCUGUCAGAUGUAUUAAUGGUGUUACAUUAGAUCACUGGUGUUAAAAAUAACUGUUUUCUUUUGUCAAAGCUCUCUAGUGUUUGAGUGCUCUAAGUGAAUGUGAUUAUUACUGUAACCUCCUUGUGGCUGAGACCAGACUUGCCAAUGGGGCACUUUUUGAUCAGGUUAUCCCAUAAAGUGGAGUGUGUUGGCAGACAUUUUUCACAGUGGCUUCCACACACCCUGGCUAGCUGCUAUACCCCAGGGGCCUGAAGACAGAGCUCUGGGGCCAGACUCAUAAGACAAUUUUCCUAGACACUGAACUACCACACUACUCUGUUCUAACAUGCUUUUAACAUGAUUAAGUCUCUAUUUACUAUUUACUUCUAUAAUCUAUUAUUAUCUAUUUACAUUCUGCUUAAAAGCUGUAAAUUGUCAAUGAGUUAUGGGUCUGGCCCUGUGUGAUUGAGGUAUUCUCAGCUGCGGUGGGGAAGGGGAUGUACGUCUUGUCUUAAUGGCACUGCUCAGUUUAGUAGCCCCCCACAAAGAAGCAGCAUGUCUGUCAAGCUCUGCCAUUUUAUUGGCUGCCCCAAAGCGGUAGCAAAUGGGCAUUGCAAGCUGUACAGAUUACCUCUGAACUUCCUCGACGGGGUGAUCUGCCAGUGUGAAGAGAUACUCUCAGAGUAUCUGCACAUCUGACCUGCCCUCAGUGCACCUCUGUAAUCCAGCUGCUUUAGUCACUGCCUCCCUAGGAACCUAGAGGACCAACACUGUGAUUCUAAAGCUGAACUGAUCACUGCAGCUCAGAAGAGCUUCUUCUUCAUUCUCUUAUCUUUUCUAAAAAUAGCCAGUGCCUUUUGCAGAAAUGCCAGAUCUCCCUGUCUAGUGGAUUGUACAAUUAUGGUCUACAGCUUUGGUUGUAUGCAGUUUCUGAUGUUAUAUAAGCUUUCGUACAAUAAGUGUCCAGUUUAAAAACAACAAAAAUGUAAAUGUGCUGCAAAUAUUGAUCUUAUACUGUCAUGUGUUUUCUUCAAAGUGGGAGGUUUCCUACUAUAACUCACAAGUUAGAAAUAACAGCCCAGAGGGAUUUUCCCUGCAUCACUCCACACUGGCAUUUCUGCUACCUUUUCUUAACUACUAGGCUGCAAUGACCACACUAACCACCUGUUGUCCUGGAUAUUUACUGUACACAGCGUGUCUUUAUGAACUGCAUUGUGAAUGUACUUGAACGUGCAGCUGUGGGCAAAGAUGUGCUUACCAUUUUUUGCAGAUUACUCAAUCUUUUAUUCUAUUGAGCCUUUCUUUAUGGUGAGUACUACCUUGAAGAGCUUAAAUGAUUGUGUCAUUGUAAAGAUUCUGUUUAAAUAAAAACCUAGAAAUAUCAGCAAUAAGUUGAAAAUACAAGUACUGUCUGUACAUUAGACGAACAAGAGUCUCGUUGUGGAACGCUUUUUCUGAUAUCGAUAAGUGUUUUACAAAGGUUUUGCAAGCUUUGGCCCAGAGCCCUGUGUAGUUGUUGUGUGUGCCCAGUGGACUGAAGGUGCGUGUGUGUAGUGAUGUCUCUUGCUGCUGGAAGACUGGUGUUCUGUGAUGUUGCCAGCACUGCCUGUGACUCGUGAUUGGUGAUGGAGUGUUGUACAGCGUGUGUGCUUAGAAUCAUCUACACCAUGCUCAACUAAGAAGAAUGUAAAACAUGAAUAGACUGAAUAGAUUUGUAUCGGCUUAA